GAAGACAAAUUAGCUCUCUAGCUAGGAGUUUCACAAUGCGUUGGUCUUCCAGAUUCUUUCACACAGCCUCGAGGGCUUUCAAUGAGUAUCCAUCAUGGUCCAAGUCUAUUCUUGUUUGCACUGUCAUCAGUGGAGGAGGAGCAGUGGCAUUUUGUGAUGCCAAACCAGAACAUAGCAAUGAACCUCCAAAGAAGAAGGUGGUGGUGCUUGGAACUGGUUGGGCUGGAACCAGUUUUCUGAAAAAUAUGAAAAGCAACUCCUAUGAUAUUCAUGUGGUUUCACCACGUAACUAUUUUGCAUUCACUCCAUUGCUACCAAGUGUAACAUGUGGCUCAGUGGAAGCAAGGAGCGUCGUUGAACCCAUUCGCAGUAUCACCCGCAGGAGCGGUGUAAAUAUUAGUUUUAGUGAAGCUGAAUGCUACAAGAUCGAUCAAAAGAAUAACAAAGUUUUUUGUCGUGCUGUGAAAGACAAAAAGUCUGGUGAACGAGAAGAAUUUUCCAUUGAUUAUGAUUACCUGGUAAUAGCUAUGGGAGGUCGUUCUAAUACCUUCAACACACCUGGUGUUGAGGAACACGCCCAUUUCCUGAAGGAAGUGGAUGAAGCUUUAAAAAUCCGUCGGAAAGUGGUUGAACUUUUUGAAAGAGCUAGCCUCCCUACUUUACCAGAGGAAGAGAAGAAAAAGCUUCUGAGUUUUGUAGUCGUUGGUGGUGGUCCAACUGGGGUAGAAUUUUCUGCUGAACUUCAUGACUUUGUACAUGAGGAUCUGGCUUAUUUAUAUCCUGAACUUGAAAAGUAUGUGAAGAUUAUUCUCUUGGAGGCAGGCGAUCAUAUCUUAAACAUGUUUGACAAGAGAAUUACUGAAUUUGCUGAACAAAAGUUUGCCAGAGAUGGCAUUAAUGUGAAGUUGGGAUCUAUGGUUGUGAAAGUUAGUGAAAAGGAAAUCACUUCCAAAGAAAGGUCAACUGGUGAAAUUGUUACCAUACCUCACGGAAUGGUAGUUUGGUCAACUGGUAUCGGUGCUCGCCCUGAAAUAGUUGAAUUUAUGAAACAGCUUGGCCAGAUUAACAGACGUGCAUUGGUCACUGAUGAAUGGCUGAGGGUGGAAGGAUCUGACAACAUCUAUGCUCUUGGUGAUUGUGCCACUAUAAAUCAACGUAGAGUUAUGGAAGAUAUAGCCGUGAUAUUUAGCAAGGCUGACCAGAACAAUUCCGGAAAAUUAGAUCUUAAAGCAUUUAAAGACGUUGUUGAUGACAUUAUUGAAAGGUACCCUCAAGUGGAAAUUUAUUUAAAGAAGAACCAAAUGAAAGACAUG
Messenger RNA from Vigna umbellata (rice bean), 1313 nucleotides. The record is from RefSeq and is a predicted model, not a curated record. Lineage: Eukaryota; Viridiplantae; Streptophyta; Magnoliopsida; Fabales; Fabaceae.